Molecule: messenger RNA, 2786 nt
Organism: Capsicum annuum
Lineage: Eukaryota; Viridiplantae; Streptophyta; Magnoliopsida; Solanales; Solanaceae
Product: boron transporter 1
Exons: 12
Coding region: 351-2489 (712 amino acids)
Biological process (GO): transmembrane transport; monoatomic anion transport; monoatomic ion homeostasis
Cellular component (GO): plasma membrane
Molecular function (GO): solute:inorganic anion antiporter activity
Source: RefSeq, a predicted model, not a curated record
AGAGUCUUUACAGUAGAGUACCCCACACUGCUUUUUGGAGGUGAAGAUUUUAGAGCUUUGUAUAUUCUAGGCUUUUUCUCCAAUACCCUUUUGUUAUGGUCAGAUCUUUUGAUGAGGGUCCAUUUCAAGCGGAAUUAUCCCAAAAGGGUAAAAUAUAUAUACUAGUUGUUGCUAGGAUGCUUCUUCAACAUAAAUAGUCAUAUUGAUGCAAUGUAGUGCAUUAUUGAUCAAGAUUUAACUUCAUCUUUUUAUUUCAUGUUCAAAAUUAUCUCUGAUUUAGUGCUCAUCAAGUUUCCCCUUCUACUCCAGUGUGAAAGCUAUUGGAUUGAAGAAGAGAAGUAGUUUGUAGAAUGGAAGAUAAUUUUGUGCCAUUUAGUGGAAUUAAAAAUGACCUCAAAGGGAGAUUAAUGUGCUUUAAACAAGAUUGGACUAGUGGUCUCACUGCGGGCUUCAGGAUUUUAGCUCCCACUACCUACAUAUUUUUUGCUUCAGCAAUUCCAGUCAUAUCAUUUGGUGAACAGUUGGAAAGAAGUACUGAUGGGUUAAUAACUGCAGUUCAAACUCUGGCUUCAACUGCAUUAUGUGGGAUUAUGCACUCUAUAAUUGGAGGCCAACCCCUGCUAAUUCUUGGAGUUGCAGAACCAACUGUGCUUAUGUAUACAUUCAUGUAUAACUUUGCGAAAGAUAGACCAGAACUUGGACCAAAACUCUUUUUAGCUUGGACCGCAUGGGUAUGUGUUUGGACUGCAAUCUUGCUUUUCCUUCUGGCUGUCCUAGGAGCUUGUUCCAUUAUCAACAGGUUUACACGUGUUGCAGGGGAACUCUUUGGCCUUCUAAUUGCAAUGCUUUUCACGCAGCAAGCAAUCAAAGGACUGAUAGAUGAAUUUCGUGUACCAGAGAGAGAAAAUCCAAAUCUGCCAGAGUUCCAACCUUCAUGGAGAUUUGGAAAUGGGAUGUUUGCAUUGGUUUUGUCAUUUGGUCUUCUACUCACAGCUCUAAGGAGCCGAAAGGCAAGAUCUUGGCGAUACGGCUCCGGCUGGCUACGGGGCUUCAUAGCAGAUUAUGGAGUCCCACUGAUGGUUCUAAUCUGGACAGCUGUGUCUUACAUUCCUGGUAAAAAUGUCCCAACUGGGAUUCCAAGACGACUCUUCAGUCCAAAUCCAUGGUCACCUGGUGCCUAUGAGAACUGGACAGUGAUAAAGGAUAUGCUAGACGUUCCAGUUCUUCACAUAAUUGGUGCUUUUAUUCCAGCAACAAUGGUGGCAGUCCUGUAUUAUUUUGAUCACAGUGUGGCAUCUCAACUUGCUCAGCAAAAGGAAUUUAACCUGAGAAAGCCAUCUUCCUACCAUUAUGAUCUGCUCUUAUUGGGAGUUAUGGUUAUCAUUUGUGGUCUUCUAGGAAUACCCCCGGCGAAUGGAGUCAUUCCACAAUCUCCAAUGCAUACAAAGAGUUUGGCCACACUGAAGCAUCAGUUGCUUCGUAACCGACUAGUUGCAAAAGCACGUAAAUGUAUGACUGAGAAUGGGAACUUGGCUGAAGUAUAUGGAGGUAUGCAAGAAGCCUAUCAACAGAUGCAGAGUCCACUGUUUCACCAAGAACAAUCAUCUUGGGGGUUAAAAGAAUUAAAAGAGUCUACCAUCCACUUGGCUUCAAGGAUAGGCAACAGGGAUGAUCCUAUUGAUGAGACAAUGUUUGAUGUUGAGAAGGAGAUAGAUGACUUGUUGCCCGUUGAAGUAAAAGAACAAAGGUUGAGCAACUUGCUUCAGUCUACCAUGGUGGGAGGAUGUGUGGCCGCCAUGCCUCUUCUCAAAAUGAUUCCGACAUCAGUCCUUUGGGGCUACUUUGGUUUCAUGGCGAUUGAAAGCUUACCAGGAAACCAGUUCUGGGAAAGGAUCCUAUUGCUAUUCACGGCUCCAAGCAGAAGAUACAAAGUAAUUGAAGAGUAUCACGCUGUGUUCAUUGAAACUGUACCUUACAAGACAGUAGCGUUCUUCACCAUUUUCCAGAGCAUCUACUUACUAAUCUGUUUUGGGAUCACAUGGGUUCCCAUUGCUGGCGUUCUCUUCCCAUUAAUGAUCAUGCUUUUAGUUCCUGUCAGACAGUACCUACUACCUAGGUUCUUCAAAGGAGCACAUCUUCAGGAAUUAGAUGCUGCUGAGUAUGAAGAAGCACCACCAUUAUCAUCAUGCAGCAUGACUAGAGAAAAUGAAGGUUCAUUUGCAGAUGAUGGGGAGAAUAUGGAUGGCAUGAUGACAAGAAGCCGAGGUGAGAUUCGACGUAUGUGCAGUUCAAAGGUUACAAGCUGCAAUGCCACACCAGCCAGAGAUUCUGUUAGCAUCCAAAGCCCAAGGUUUUCUAACAAGGUAUACAGUCCUCGCGUUAGUGAAAUAAAAGGGGAAAGCCCUUGUCUUGGUCGAGGAGGAUCCUUCGGUUCUAGAACUGGGGAAACAAGACGAUCAAAUCUGUCAAAAACUCACAGUUUCAACUAAAGUAGCGCCAAGGACUCCAAAAUAUCCACAUUCACAAACAACCAGAUAUGUUUUCAUUGAAUACAAUGUCGCAGUUAGCCACAGAUAGUUCAGGCCAUUAUUUUGGUACAAUUUUAUUUUAUCUGGUUUAUCAAAGGAUUGAAGCACUAUUAAUGUCAUCAAAUCCCAUUGAGGGGACAGGCACCCGUAGUCGUAAAGGCCCAAGAGCACCAACCUUUAACCUUGUACUUCUCUUGCAUGUAACUAUGAUAACCAAAGGUUCUGCAUAUAUGGAUAUAAUGCAUCGAUGAGAGUAAA